UACUGAGUGAUGCUGACAAUAUCAGAGUGGAUGACCAAAAAGUGUGGACCUUUCCAGCGUUGAAAAGUAAGGGUCCUGCCACCACAGCACAGUUCUAGUGAGGUUUCUGUAAGGGAUGCUUGCAUUUUUACUACCUUUGUAUAUAGUGUGGUAUAAAUGCAACUAAAAAUGGAAAUUGGUUAUACAAACCUGUGUGAAUCGUGAAUGAGUCCGCGCUGCCAUCUAGUGGCAUUAUAUAAAACUAUAAUAUAUCGAAGAACAGCAACAAUAAAUCUUCACCAUAAGUUACAGCAAUCACAAAACCGUUCAUGUACGUGUCACAAAUAUGUAAUAACAGUGUGGUACGUAUACAAACUCUCAUCUGCAGCUGAUAAGAAGUUGAAGCUUUGUAUUAAAAUCACUAAAUUGCACCAGCCUUUUUAUGUUUAUCUGCAAAUGAUCUGGUAGGCUAUUACUGAUCAAGCAUUUCGGGAAAUUUUUAAAUUCCACUGAACCCAAUAAACUUUAAUUUGACCCAUCUGUUGUUUGGGGAGACUAUAAGCUUAAAUGUAACAAUGUUUAUAAAAGUUACCCUGAUAAAACAUAACACGAUAAGCCAAUAUUUGUACAAAUAGCAUUCUAAUGAAUCAAAUUAGAGUCGACUGACUGACUGACUUACUACAACUACUUAUCAGUGAUUUUAUAGCAAAUGGCUUCCAAAAACUAACUUGGUCAAUUUUCAUAUCGGAUAUUUGUUUUAUCUCAAGUAAAAUACCACCAGACUACAAAUGAAAAAUUCACCUAAAAUAUUUUCUAAAAUACCCAACAUUACAUAAAUACUCAUACCAACAUUAUGAGUAAAUUGAGUCCGUUCUUUCUUUUAGUAGGGGAAAAAAAUAAAUAAAUAAAAAAUAAAAUCGCGAAUCAGAAGUCACGUGACGUAGAAUGUUCAGUGUUCAGCAGCGAGCUGAAAAAGAACAUGGCGACUGACGAGGAUCCGGAAGAUUAUUUUGUUCGAGAAAUAGAGAAAAAUGACGGGUCUGUUUUAAGAAUGUAUCAGUGCAGCAAAGGGGACGUGGGCUGUGUAGUAUGGGACGCUGCUAUUGUCCUGUCAAAAUACCUGGAAACGGAACAAUUUUGCAGUGUUCAGUCUGUUGUUAGUAUGUGGUCCUCUAAGAACAUUAUUGAACUGGGCGCAGGGACAGGACUCGUGGGUCUCGUGGCUGCAACUCUGGGGGCAAAUGUCACAGUGACAGAUCUGGAAGACCUGCAGCCUCUCCUUCAACUAAACAUUAGGAAAAAUCAGCAUCUCAUCCACACAGGCUCAAUCACAGCCAAGGUAUUGAAAUGGGGAGGAAAUGUCGAAGAAUUUUUACCUCAUCCUCAUUAUAUUCUGAUGGCUGAUUGUAUCUACUAUGAGCAGUCUGUGGAGCCACUGGUGGAGACUCUGAAACUCUUGUCUGGACCAGAGACGUGUAUCAUCUGUUGCUACGAGCAACGCACUGUUGGUGUAAAUCCUGAAAUAGAAAAGAGAUUCUUUGAGCUACUUCUGCAAGAAUUCCGGUCAGAGGAGAUCCCAUCUGAGAAACAAGACCCUGAGUUCAACAGUCCUGACAUUCGCAUUCUCCACCUGCGACGAAGAGUCGACUGAAUGGCUUUAUUUGAUCUUCUGUUUGACAUGGCGAGGAUGGGUUGUGUGUGUUUGUGUUUCAGUGGAUUGUGGUGUUGUUGGUCAGAUGUUUGUCACUGAACCAUAUGAAUACAAACUGUUUUUAAGUGCUUAUUAUGUGGUAAGGGAGGUCGGCCUUAAUGUGAGCUUAUCUGUUUUUGCAGACAAACAAGUUUAAGUGAACGGUUCUGUGUGUGUUAAACUGGCAAAAAUAAAUCUCCGAUUUAGAGAAUGUUUAACUGAGUGUGAUCUGUAAA
Messenger RNA from Onychostoma macrolepis, 1905 nucleotides. It is a transcript of the gene vcpkmt, whose product is annotated as valosin containing protein lysine (K) methyltransferase. Gene Ontology annotation, biological process: peptidyl-lysine methylation. NCBI's taxonomy places the organism in Eukaryota, Metazoa, Chordata, Actinopteri, Cypriniformes, Cyprinidae. Gene Ontology annotation, molecular function: protein-lysine N-methyltransferase activity. The record is from RefSeq and is a predicted model, not a curated record. Gene Ontology annotation, cellular component: cytoplasm; cytosol. The transcript has 5 exons. Bases 959 to 1630 code for a protein of 223 amino acids.